Cetraspora pellucida is the source of this 351-nucleotide messenger RNA. The record is from the annotation of a GenBank genome assembly. Lineage: Eukaryota; Fungi; Glomeromycota; Glomeromycetes; Diversisporales; Gigasporaceae.
AUGGCUCCCGAUGUUAUCCGGGUUGCUUCCGACCGUCCUUAUGAUACCAGAGUAGAUAUCUGGUCUUUGGGUAUCUGUGUUUUAGAACUUUUAACUGGCAAAGCCGCCUGGGGACGUGCUAGUGAUAAUGAAAUUAGGGAUAAACUACGUAAUGGUGAGAAACCUUAUGGUUUUCAACGUUUACGUGGUAAGAAAGAUGAUAUCGGAAUCGGAUGGGAAGCUAUUGACUUCUUGAGUAAAUGUUUCAUCGAAAAUUGUAAAGAUAGGUGGUCUGCCGAGAAAUUUAGUAUAUACAAUCAUAUCAAUAUUGCCUUAAAAGUACAUCUGUACGCGUGCAAAUGGUAUUUUUAA